GGAAGGGAGAGGUGUCGCCACAUUAGAAAUUCCGUGUUAGACCAUGAGGUCUUCUCAUGGACGCCAACUACCCUCGCUCUUCUCAUAGUCGUCUCUGAGAACGAAUCACUACAUGAUAGGUCCUAUGGAUUGAUAUAGAAGACGAAUUGGGAUUUUGGGAUAAGAAAAUGAGGGCAGGCUAAGCAAGAGCGGGAGAGAAGAUAUUGAUUUCGUUGGCGUCGUUCGUAUUCGGUGGGGAGAUCUGGGUAUUUGGAAUUGGGGCUAUUCAGCAAGAGAUGAGUAUGGAGUCAUUGCAUCACUCAUUGAAUGGAAGUUGUAGCUUUCAUUGUGCAGAAAGAUUUUCGUUCCAUCGCCCACCGACUUUGAUAAGCACUCAUUGAAUUAAAUUUGUAGCUUUCAUUGUGCAGGUUCUGGAUCAACUGUUGUCAGUCUCCAAUAUUUUGGCUGAGAACAUUGCAAGCCAAAGAUAUGCAUCAACAUUCGUUCAAUUAAAACAAUCUGGGUAAGUGUCAUUUUUAUGUGCUUUUGAUUUCUUAAUGUGUUCUGAAUGAAUUGUAAUUUUUAGAUGCUCACUUUUUCGUGAACUUUUCCUACUACAUUAUAUUUGUGCUUUUGUUCAACACACCCUAUCACCAGAAAGUGUAUUUUUGCUCUAAAUGGACAGAAAGUGCAUUUACAGUGCAUAUGCGCAUAGCCUUUGUCAACAAUUUCAACAGUUCAUAUGCGCUAUGUUACUGGGAGAAGACACCCUCAUAAGUGCUUUUCUAUCUUUAAUUUGAUUCUUUCUAUACAUUUCUUUGGUUAUUUUGAAAUAAUCUUGAUUGAGCUAAAGCAUUUCUGGGAAACUGAUUAGAAUAGCACUGAUUACAUGUUAAGCUUCUUUUAAUCUCUAAAAUUGAUCAAGAAUCCACUUGCUUUUGAACUUCUACAUAGUCUUAUCUCUUUAUUGAUAUGAAAAUCAUCUUAUCAGGUUGUCUAAUUUCACUUUUGUAGACUUGCAUUGUAGUAAUCCUAAUUGACCGAUAUAAGUCUUGAGUUGAAAGGAUUAAGCUGAACCAUUUGGAAAUGACGAGUUUCUUUGUUACUUUUACUACAUUUUUGGUGAAUCGGCCCCCUCAAUGUCUUAAGCACCACAAGUUGAACUCUCACUUCAUUAACCAUAUGACAUAGCUCAGUACCUUUUGUCUGAGAGAUGAUGAGUAUGGAAGAUGAACUGAAAUUUAAGCAGCAGCAAGUUACUGAACAAUUUGCUUUCAAUUUCUCCUGUUACUUCCUUAUACAUUUGAACUUUUACUUUGUACUCAAUAUUAACGUAGUGUCUUCCUUCAAUGGUAUUGUCAUGGAAUGAACAAUGUCAUUACUCUUUGAUUUGAGUUUGGUAUGUUGUAUACGUUUUUAUCUUUAAGUUUUUUUCUGAAGGUUUACAACCUCAAUUGCUUUGUUUGGGUUAUCAUCAAUUUCUUUGAUGUAGCUCUUACUGGGUUUUCUUAUUUGUUCAUGUAACAUAAUAAAUUCUUGAGGCAAAAUCAAUUCUGGGAGAGGAUUCAAGUUGCUGCAUAAGCGCAUUAAAUUUCUUUUAUUCAUUCUUUACAGCUAAACUUGGAACUGCAAGGUGAGCUAUGGGAAUCUAUAUAGCCUUGCUUUUUGAAGAUACCUGAAUCCGUGGUGAUGGUUGCAAUUGGAAAGUGGUGAUUUCUGUUAGGAGUGCAAGUUACGUUAAACGCUGUACUUGGUGCUGCAAGGAGACAUAAUUUUUUCUCUUCUUUUUGGUCCUCAAAUGCUAUCUUUACCAUCAUUUAUUGGUUUUCCUGUUAACUUUAUGAAUGAGACGUCAGUAGAAUGAAGAGGUGGAAAGUUUUGUGAGUUUUGUGUGUGGCUAUUGUCAAUUUUUUUGUACGUUUUAUCUUCAUAUUCGUUCUUCAAUCCUUCAAUUUUCCGUGUUAAGGACAAUAAAGAAGGUUAUUCUGGGUUGUUAGGUUGAAGUGUGGAGUUCUAUGUUUCUUUUUAUUGUUUUUCAUUUGUUAGAUUGGAUGUGGAUUUGGGUUCUAGAAUAUUUUGGAAAAAAAAUCAUGUAUACAUAUGAAUGGAAAAUGCAUGAAAACCCCAUAACCCAAAUGAAUCUAGAACUUCAAUUGCAUUUAAAACAAAAGCCCUUUACGGCAGCAUUGUGGUACUGUUGAGCUCUUUCUUGGAAAACAUAUUCAGUUUUAGUGUUAUAUACGGAUUAAUGAAUGGUGUGCAUAUUGAUCCUUUCGAGAUUAUGCCCAUAAGCCCCAUAUGAUAGGAUUUUCAAUGAUAUUUGUUCAUCAUUAGCAAGAAUAUGUGUAUAAUUGAUGUAUUUUCUCUUUCUGUUAAUCCAAGAUGUUAGUUCAUAUUGCUAGGUGUUUUUCCAGUGCUUUAUACAAUUAUUCUGGACUCGCUACUCUUUUCUUUUUGAAAUUAGAAGUGGAUCAGGUUUAUUUUCAGCAAGUUGAAUGUUGGGGCAUGUGUUUAUAUGACUACAAACUGAUCCAGAUAAAUUUUGGGGUUUAGAGCUAUAUGAAAGUUCAUGUGUUCUAGGUACACUGCCGAACAAAACAUGAUGACCACCUCUUUAAAUAUUUCUCCUAUAAACUACUGCCUACACAAUUUAUGCCAGCAAUAAAGCCUCUAUUUUAAAAUUUGGAAUAACAGUUUGUGUUUAAAGAGGUGGUGCAAAUUUGUGUGUUUUUAAAAUUUGUAUUUAACAUGUUUUUGGUCCUGGUGAGUAAUAUAAAUUUUUUUUUUGCACUGAUUGGGGUCAUAUCUUCCUUUGUUGUAUUUCUUUUACUUAUAUAGAAGUCUAUGUUAUGCAGGUUAUGUGUCUUCUGCAUUUUGGCAUUUGAGUUGUUAAUCACAAGAAUAUAAAGCUACAAAUGCACAUAUUAAGUAUAUGGGGCUAUGCAUAUAAUUUAUGCAUUUUCACUUUCUGUUACUCUUGGAUUAACGAGUUCGGUUUUUCCGGUGUUUUAUGAAAUUAGUAGUCAGUCCAUUUUCUAUUCAAAAUUAGAAGUGAAUUUAAGUUUAUUUUCAGCAAGUUGAAUUAUGAAGUAUGAGUUUAUAUGACUAAACUGAUCCCCGAUGAAUUUAGGAGUUUAGAGCUAUAUGAAAGUGCUACAAGUGUUUAGUUACACUGUACAACAAAACAUGAUGAACACGUCUUUAGAUAUUUCUCCUACAUACUACUGCCUGCACAACUUGUCAUGUAACCCUUGCUUAACUCCAAAGGACACUAGCUAACGCCGCUGCAGAGCGCGGCCUCACAACUAGUUUACUAUAUACUAAGGCAGAGUUCGGGGCUAUUCGGCUUAUGAAUAGUACCGGCUCCCGCCGAGCUAUCUGCUAUUCGGCUUAUGAAUAGUACCGGCUCCCGCCGAGCUAUCUGCCAUAUACCUAAAUAAACUUCUUCUCCAGAUGACUCACUCAUCACCUCUUCACCCACAACCCCUAUUUUUCGACACAUGUAUAGAACUUUCACUGGCCGCCUGUACAUCUUCAUACACUAUCUUUAAUUUUUUCCAUCUUAGUUUUGUUAUGGGUUCUUCAAACUUAUAUAAUAUUGUGGAUUUAUAUAAGUUCUUCUCCUCAUUCUCCAAUUCUCUUUCUUCGAUCUCCUCCGACUCACCUAUUCACUCAUAACCAGAAUUUGCUGGUAAGUUUCCCGAUCAACGAAUUCACUUCCAUCUCUGUAGUCACAAUUUUUUUCUAUAUCUGGGUUUUCUGGAUUUUUGGGUCUGAUUUUGAAAAGUGGCGCAGACCAAGACCUCAGGUUUGGAGUUAACCUUGAAGAGCCGGAACAGUCAUGGCUUACAAGAGUAGAAUGAGCAGGAGGAAAAGAAUGUUGGAUGAGUUGAAUGGAAAUGAUCAUCAGCCAAGACAUGAUAAUAUAGCAGUAGAUUCACGAUGUUAUGAGCAUGGAGACACAAGCGGAACAAAAAAUGACACAGCAAAUUUCAAAUGCAUCACUAUGUCUGAGAUAAGUGAGAAUGAAAUAGUCCAAAACUCCACUUCAUUUGGCCAGGCAUUCUACCAAAGAAGUCGACCAGCUAGGAUUACAAAUUAUCAUGAUUCUGGCGAUGAUGCAUUUGAAUGUCAACACUGUCGUGCUUGCUUUUGGUUGGGUGAAGCACAAAAACACACUCGCAAGAAAAAGCCUAUUUACAGCAAUUGUUGCUUACAAGGACAGAUCAGACUCCCGCUGGUGAAUUCUACACCAGCAUACCUGGAAGAAUUAUUGGAUCCAAAAAAUGGUCGUCGUAGUAUUUGUUUCCGUGAAAAUAUCCGUGUUUACAAUUCUGCUUUGACUUUUACUUCAAUGGGAGCAAAAAUUGACCAUGGUAUAAAUGAUGGUUCAACACCUUAUAUAUUUAAAAUAUGCGGACAAGUACAUCAUUUGAUGGGUUCUGUAUUACCAUCUGAAGGGCGACGCAAUCCAUGCGAUGAUAGCAGAAAGGACUCUUGCUCGCGUUCCUUACAAGAUGCAGGAAGGAAGUAUAUAUGAUAUCUUUUGUUUUCCCACACAAAGAGAUCCUGCUCGAGCAAGGGUUGUUGAGCAUCACACCAUAGUGUAUUUCAAUGCAAAAACACAGUUUGUUUUGGUCUCAGAACCUGUUGCACCAAUUCCAUUACACUCUUUCCAUCUCCUAGAGUUCAACCAACUAUUGGCUGAAGUUGCCAAACAAGAGAUCCUCACAGAUGUUUAUGGGUGCAUUAAAGAUGUCGUACCCCAACACAUAGCAUCUGUGAGGAGUGAAAAAAAAACCGAAUCAAAGUGUGUGAUAACUCUUCACAAUUCCAGGAGAGAAACCCUUAAAAUCACCCUUUGGGGAGAUGUUGCUCGACAAUUUCCUCUUGAAACCGUGCUAAGUUCAGAACCGUCGAAGCUAGCUGUCAUUACUAGCUUAAAAUUAAGCACAUACUACCGUCGUGCAAAAGGAUCAAACACCAACCAUACAUGCAUCAUCAUAGACCCAACUAUUCCACAGAGGGAAGAAUACAAGACUGAAUUCAGUGGACCAGACGACAAAGUUAAAAUGCUUCCAAUACCAUUUAGGUGUCUGACAGCUGAAGAACAAGACCAACAAGCUCGAAUCAAAUUAUCGGAACUGAACGCCCUCAACCCUGAGGAACAUCUGCAGGGAGAACCUGUCUAUGUUGUUGGUAAGAUUAUAGAUUUUUCUGACAACGGCUGGUGGUACAAGGGCUGCCCCAUUCCCGAAUGCUUUAAAGUUCUCAAGAAGAAAGAGGAGAACAAUAAAUACAAUUGUCCAGACCAUCUUUCUGAAGUGAUACCACUUCCAUGCUACAAGGUCUACAUGAUAAUUGAAGACGACACUAACGAAUCCAUGGUGACUUUAAUGGGGAGACCAGCCGAGGAACUUUUCGGAGCGUCUUGCCGAGAACUCCUCAAUAGAAGAUUCUAUGCAAGUGAGACAGAAUUACCAGAGGAGAUCACAAACACAAUAGGUCAAACCCAUCUCUUUGAAAUCAAAAUGAGCUACAACAGUGAAUUCUCGGUCAAAGAUGUGCACCAAGCCCCUCAGUCCACACAAACAUCAGGCCAUGCCGUCCACCCUACUGCUGAAACACCUGAACGUCUGAAUUAUGGAAAAAACCGAAUAGGACAAACGACUGAAAUAUGCAUGUUCACACCAGAGAGUGAGAAAAAAAAUAAAGGGAAAGGAAACAAACAUGCAUCAUCAUCACCAACCGGUCAGAGACUAAGCAAACAGAAAAUGAACUAGCUAUUUGCAUGACUUUUGCUGCACUAACAUCUUCAUAACAGCUGCGACUGAAGUCAACAGUCUACAUUUUUGGAUGAGGUCCUAAUUAAUAUGACAGAUCAAAAUAGGAGUAUUUUUUUGUGGAAACUACCUCUCAUGAACCUUCAAUACACAGCAGCUGCUUUAGUUUAGCUGGGAUGCUCAUGUAUAAUAGUGUGCUUAUAUAUUAUAGUGUGAUGCUAUUUUGUGAGCAUAAACUCCAAUGAAGAUGUAAGUGAAACCUGGUAAUAUGACAAAGUAUGAUAGUCUUCUUAUGUA
Molecule: messenger RNA, 6059 nt
Organism: Argentina anserina (silverweed cinquefoil)
Lineage: Eukaryota; Viridiplantae; Streptophyta; Magnoliopsida; Rosales; Rosaceae
Exons: 18
Coding region: 4458-5762 (434 amino acids)
Source: RefSeq, a predicted model, not a curated record